AAAGAACGAAUCUUUGGAACCUCAGGCUCGCGGUGGUUGCCAAUUUCUUACUGGGUCUCUCUGAUGGCAUCGACCCUCUUGAGUAAAACCCUUUUGGCUAAUCGCUUGGCUCGUUCUUUCUCCUCUCCAUCUGGCAAGACCCAGAUUUUUACUUCCGUAUUCAGUAAGAAACUGUUUCACUUUCAAGCUAACUCAGCCAGUGUAGCAUAUAAUCCAACUCGGCGAAUUCCUUCUAUCAUGGCUUCCUCCAUUGCAGGAGCAAGAGUUCAAUUUUCAUCAAAAUCUUUAUCCACUGAUGAUCCUGUUGUUUCCGCGGACUGGCUCCAUUCUAAUCUCAAAGAGCCAGACUUGAAGGUGUUAGAUGCAUCAUGGUACAUGCCCGAUGAACAGAGGAAUCCAAUUCAGGAAUACCAGGUUGCUCACAUCCCUGGUGCCCUUUUCUUCGAUAUAGAUGGAGUAUCAGAUCGAACUACAAAGUUACCACAUAUGUUGCCAUCAGAGGAAGCUUUUGCUGCUGUUGUCUCUGCUCUUGGCAUUGCAAAUGAAGAUGGUGUGGUUGUUUAUGAUGGAAAAGGACUUUUUAGUGCGGCUCGUGUCUGGUGGAUGUUCAGAGUAUUUGGGCAUGACAGAGUUUGGGUGCUAGAUGGAGGGCUGCCGAGAUGGCGUACACUAGGAUAUGAUGUUGAAUCCAGUGCAUCUGGUGAUGCUAUUCUGAAAGCUACUGCUGCAAGUGAGGCAAUAGAGAGAGUUUAUCAGGGGCAAGCUGUCGGGCCAAUCACAUUUCAGACUAAGUUUCAGCCACAUCUAGUUUGGAACCUUGAGAAGGUUAAAGAAAAUAUUUCAGAAAGAACUUACCAACAUGUAGAUGCCAGAUCAAAGGCCAGAUUUGAUGGAGCUGUACCGGAGCCUCGGAAAGGAAUCAGAAGUGGUCAUGUUCCUGGCAGCAAGUGCAUUCCCUUUGCCCAGAUGUUAGAUAGUUCACAGUCACUUCUACCAGCAGAUCAGCUCAAGAAACGGUUUGAUGAAGAGGGCAUCUCUUUGGAAAGUCCCGUGGUAACUUCUUGUGGCACUGGUGUUACUGCUUGCAUUCUUGCAUUGGGCCUCCAUCGACUUGGGAAACAUGACGUUGCAGUUUACGACGGAUCUUGGACCGAAUGGGGAGCUCAUUCGGACACACCGGUCGACGUCGCCUCCACCACCUCAUAAAUGGAGGGAGUAUAGCUUGUUCCUUAUUACAAGUUUUCUUCUUGUAAAUGUGGUUAAUCUGAUAUCUUAACUUACAUUGGUGCUGUUAUUUGAGAGUAACACUAGAAUGUCUUUUGGCUUCUCUCCUCCAUAGUUAAUGAAUGGAAAUAAAUUUAUGUUCUUUCACAA
Molecule: messenger RNA, 1374 nt
Organism: Momordica charantia (bitter melon)
Lineage: Eukaryota; Viridiplantae; Streptophyta; Magnoliopsida; Cucurbitales; Cucurbitaceae
Product: thiosulfate/3-mercaptopyruvate sulfurtransferase 1, mitochondrial
Cellular component (GO): mitochondrion
Molecular function (GO): thiosulfate-cyanide sulfurtransferase activity
Source: RefSeq, a predicted model, not a curated record